AUGGCUCUGUUUGGUUUCUCUUUCCCACUUGUAUUUCUCCUCCUCUCUUGCUUUACCACUCUGCUGCUCUGCAAUGCCAAUGCCUUUCCUGGGCACUACCACAACCCAAUCCAACGCCAUCGCCAUCCUCGAUUUGCCAGUCACAACUACAGAGAUGCUCUCACUAAGUCCAUCCUCUUCUUUGAAGGCCAGAGGUCAGGGAAGCUCCCUUCUAACCAGAGGAUUUCUUGGAGGAGAGAUUCUGGUCUUUCAGAUGGCUCAGCCCUGCAUGUUGAUUUGGUUGGAGGGUACUAUGAUGCAGGGGACAAUGUGAAGUUUGGGUUUCCCAUGGCUUUUACCACCACCAUGCUUUCAUGGAGUGUUAUUGAGUUUGGUGGGUUGAUGAAGGGUGAGUUGCAGAAUGCCAAGGAAGCCAUUCGUUGGGCUACUGAUUACCUCCUCAAAGCAACUGCCCACCCAGGCACCAUCAGGUAUGUUGGUGAUGCUAACAAGGACCAUGCUUGUUGGGAGAGACCAGAAGACAUGGAUACCCCAAGAAGUGUUUUCAAGAUUGACCAAAACACCCCUGGUUCUGAAGUAGCAGCUGAAACUGCUGCUGCUCUUGCAGCUGCAUCAUUGGUCUUCAGAAGAAGUGACCGUACUUACUCCAAACUUUUGGCCAGGAGGGCUAUCAGCGUGUUUGAGUUUGCUGAUAAGCACAGAGGAGCCUACAGCACUGGAUUGAGGAAAUAUGUGUGCCCCUUCUAUUGUGAUUACUCUGGUUAUCAGGAUGAGCUAUUGUGGGCUGCUGCUUGGCUGCAAAAGGCCACCAAAAAUCCAACCUAUCUCAACUACAUUCAAGCUAAUGGCCAGAUCCUUGGGGCCGCCGAGUUUGAUAACACAUUUGGAUGGGAUAAUAAGCAUGUUGGAGCAAGAAUUCUUCUUUCCAAGGCAUUCCUCAUCCAAAAGGUCAGAUCCCUCCAUGACUACAAAGGUCAUGCAGAUAGUUUUAUCUGUUCAAUCAUACCAGGAGCCUCUUACUCUUCAGCCCAAUACACCCCAGGUGGUCUUCUUUUCAAAAUGAAUGAUAGCAACAUGCAAUAUGUGACCUCCACCUCAUUUCUGCUCUUAAGCUACGCCAAAUACUUAACCACUGCCCGCCAGGUGGUCAAUUGUGGUGGAACCGCCAUCACCCCUAAGAGGCUCCGAGCUAUUGCCAAAAGACAGGUGGAUUACCUACUAGGAGACAAUCCCUUGAAGAUGUCCUACAUGGUGGGGUAUGGCCCAAGGUACCCACAAAGGAUACACCACAGGGGCUCAUCCCUGCCGUCCAUUGCCGCACACCCAGCCAAGAUCCAGUGCUCUUCUGGGUUCAGUGUGAUGAGGUCCCAGUCCCCAAACCCCAACAUCCUGGUGGGUGCAGUGAUUGGUGGGCCGGACCAGCAUGACAGGUUUCCAGAUCAACGGUCAGAUUAUGAGCAGUCAGAGCCAGCCACAUACAUUAACGCACCCCUAGUAGGGACACUAGCUUAUCUUGCUCACUCAUUUGGGCAGAUGUAG
This is a messenger RNA of Prunus armeniaca (apricot), 1539 nucleotides long. The record is from the annotation of a GenBank genome assembly. NCBI's taxonomy places the organism in Eukaryota, Viridiplantae, Streptophyta, Magnoliopsida, Rosales, Rosaceae.